GGAAUGAGAUGUGGGCAAGCGUGUACGCUAUUAAUGGUUUGUGAACAUCCCCGUUGAAUUCAAUUUCCACUUUUGAACGGGUUCUUCACAGGAGAAGAGAUUGGUAAACAUGAGUUUUCGUUGAAUUUUUGCGCCAACCGCACUAUAAUUGGCUACAGGCCAAGAAAUGAUGGGCGUGAUUUAAAUGCUCUGAAUCAGAUAACAUGCUAUUCGGAAUUCAGGUUUACGGAGAAGCCGUACGAAGAAGAAGAAGCCCGAGCAAUGGAAGUAAGGAGAAUGACGGCGCAGUCGCUGGUUAACAGGCUAAGAUCCGUAUCAGAAGAUACCCAAAAGCAGGCGGCCCGUGAGCUGCGGCUGUUGGCGCGGAGGGAUGACGAGAAUCGCGGAUGCAUUGCAGGGGCGGGCGCAGUGCCUUCCCUGAUAGAGCUGCUAUACUCCACAGACACAGAGCUGCAAGUGAAUUGUAUCACAGCGUUGCUGAAUCUGUCAAUUUAUGGACCCAACAAGGAGGCAAUAAUGUCCACCCGCGGAGCCCUAGACGCGAUCGUGCAUGUCCUGAAGUUGGGGCAGAGCAUGGAGGCUAAGCAGAACUCGGCCGCAGUGAUCUUUAGCUUGAACACGGUGGAGAAUUACCGGGCCAUCUUUGGGGAUCGGCCGGCUGUUGUGAGAGGGCUUUUGGAUCUCAUUCGGAUGGGGAACCCAAAGUGUACCAAGGAUGCCCUAAAAGCCCUCUUUCAUUUGGCGCUUCACCCGUUAAAUAGAUCCAAAAUGGUGUCCGCCGGCGUUGUAGCCGUGCUCUUUUCGCUGGUGAUGAAUUCCUCCAUGGGCCUCGUCGAGGACGCCACCGCUGUCCUUGCCCAGAUUGCUGCCUGCAGUGAGAGCGCACAAGGGUUUCAAAAGGUUUUCGGAGUUCAGGUUUUAUUGGAUCUGUUGGACACAGGAUCUCCCAGGGCUCAAGAAAAUGUGGCAUCUGCAUUGCUCAAUUUGGUCCAAUGCGGUGGGGAAUGUGUUGUGGCUGAUAUCUUGGACACGGAGACAGCCGUGACCCUCCUCAGUGACUUGCUUGACACAGGGACGCCCCGAUGUAAGAGUAAAGUGAGCAGCCUUUUGAAACUUUUGGGUGCACGUGAAAGGCGGCCCAUGAGUGCAGCAUUUUGAACUCAAUGGAAGGUGUUCACCUUUGAUUUAUCAUAUUCAUUUGUCUGUAAAUUGUAUAUUUAGCAUUUCUGGUGAAACCUGGAUUCAGGAUUUCUUCAGCUUCUUUGAUAGCAAUUUGAAUUGUGGAAGAUUGAGUUUCUUCACUUGUACUUUGUACACACUAAUGUGGUGUGUUUUCUGGGUACUUUCGGGGAGAAAAAGAUGGUAAGUGUAUCGAUCACAAAGGUCUUUACCACAGACUCUUGAUUGAUUGUGCAUUGAUGAUGUAACUGUAAUUGUGGAAGUCAAUUAUCAGCCUCGAGCCUUUCUUGAUUAAGCACCUUGCAAGAAAUCCUUACUUUGAUGAUAAGAAAUCCCUACUUUGAUUACAAUUACCUCUCUUAGGUUUCAAAUCAAUGUCAGGAUGGCCACAAUUGUAACAUUCCAGUUGUAAAUUAUAUGGGCAGAUUUUGAUAUGCUACCAAAUUACUUCAAUACAGUGCCAGCUCCACGAAAAAGCCUCAAAAGGCCAACGUUGGUAUAGAUUUACUUGA
Molecule: messenger RNA, 1691 nt
Organism: Cryptomeria japonica (Japanese cedar)
Lineage: Eukaryota; Viridiplantae; Streptophyta; Pinopsida; Cupressales; Cupressaceae
Product: U-box domain-containing protein 1
Exons: 2
Coding region: 262-1158 (298 amino acids)
Cellular component (GO): nucleus; cytoplasm
Molecular function (GO): protein binding
Source: RefSeq, a predicted model, not a curated record